Molecule: messenger RNA, 1455 nt
Organism: Purpureocillium lilacinum
Lineage: Eukaryota; Fungi; Ascomycota; Sordariomycetes; Hypocreales; Ophiocordycipitaceae
Biological process (GO): carbohydrate metabolic process
Molecular function (GO): hydrolase activity, hydrolyzing O-glycosyl compounds
Source: RefSeq, a predicted model, not a curated record
AUGGAUCAAGAGAACUACAAUAACGGCUACUUUGGACGGCCCGUGGUUCCCUCGGCCGCCACAUCCACCAACAUCACCCCCCUCCGACCAGGCACACCAAACACAGACGGCAGUCGUAACAACCCAUUUGGCGACGACACGGCCUCGUCGCACCGUCCAGGCGCCAGCACAAACCCAUUCGGCAGCCCCGAUGCCUCUCGGCCAGCAUCCAGCUAUGGCUCGUCCAGCGCCAUUGGAAACCGUUUUGACGAACGGUCACAGCGAUAUUUCCAUUCCAGGCGGGUCCAGAAAGGCGACAUAGAAAAGCCUUGGCUCGCCAAAAAGGACCCGAAGGAGAAAUGGGUCACCAUUCUGCCGCUUGUCGGUAUCCUCAUCGGACUGGGCAUCUCCGGCUUCCUCAUUUAUGACGGUCUCAGCAGCGUCGUUCACCACAAAUACUGCCCCGUCAUGGACGAGAAUUUUGACGGCGGCUUGAACACUGACGUCUGGACGAAGGAAGUCACGGUUGGUGGCUUUGGAAACGGCGAGUUUGAUCAGACAACUGGCAAUGAUGAGAAUGUGUUCGUGCAGAACGGAAACCUCGUCAUCAAGGCCACGCUGCAAGACGCGGACAAGGUUGAGAAGGACAACGUCAUCAACCUCCUCAAGGAUGGCACUUGCACGUCCAAGGACUGGUACAGCUGCGUCUCUGCCACCAACACGACCAGUGGCAACUCGAGUAUUGUUCCUCCGACGAAAUCGGGUCGCAUCAACACCAAAAAGGGUGCCAAGCUCAAGUACGGCCGCGUUGAGGUGACGGCAAAGCUCCCAGAAGGCGACUGGCUCUGGCCUGCCAUUUGGAUGAUGCCCGUCAAGGACACGUAUGGCCCCUGGCCCGCCUCGGGUGAGAUUGACAUUAUGGAAUCGCGCGGAAACAACUGGACGUACGGCCAGGGCGGCAACGACAUUGUCUCAUCGGCGCUGCAUUGGGGACCUGACCCGGCCAACGACGCCUGGUGGAAGACGAACAACAAGCGCAAGGCGCUGCACACGACGUACAGCAAGGGGUUCAACACGUUUGGCCUCGAGUGGUCCCAGAAGUACUUGUUCACCUACGUCAACAGCCGCUUGCUUCAGGUUCUUUACACAAACUUCAACAAGCCCAUGUGGCAGCGAGGCAACUUCCCCGAGUCCAAUUCCAACGGGACGCGCCUGGCAGAUGCCUGGAGCCAGACUGGUCGGGACAACACCCCGUUCGACCAGGAGUUCUACCUCAUCAUCAACCUAGCCGUCGGCGGCACCAACGGCUGGUUCGAGGACGGCAAGUCAGGCAAGCCGUGGAUGGACCACUCGGAGAACGCAAGGAAGGACUUUUGGAAGGCGCGCGACACGUGGCUGGCGACGUGGAAGCAGCCUCAGCUUGAGGUCAGCCGCGUCGUCAUGCUGCAACAGUGCGACGGCGGUGAGGAGUUGUAA